AUGGCAUCGGCAGAGAGGCCCCCACCCAGAGCCACCUGGACCAUGGCAGACCUGUGCCCAUUCUCUCCUUGCUGCCCUCUGCCACCUCUGCGCUGCCCAGCAUGGCACUGCUGCUGCCUGUCAGAAAGCAUGAAGGGACUGCUGGUCGCUCUCUUUGGGGGUGGAGUGCCAGCCGGCUUUGUGGCCCCCUUUGCCCGCAAGGCUGAAGCCUCGGGCAUCCCCUCGCUGGAGAUCCUCUUGUUCCGCUGCAUCCUCCACCUACUCUUCAUCUGUCGCAUUUGCUGGCAAAGGGCCCACUGCUGUGGGCCCCCCGAGGCGCGCAGGCACGCCCUCCUCCAUGCCUCCAUCAACGUCAUCUCCGUCGGCUGCGCCUACAGCUCCUUCAUGGUGGUGCCCAGUGGAAACGCCACCACCGUCCGCAAGGGCUCUUCUACCAUCUGCUCCGUCCUGCUGGCCUUGUGCAUAGAAAACACCCGCUUGACGGGCUACGACUGGUUUGGGUUGGCGGGCAGCACCGUCGGCUUGCUCAUCAUGGUGAUCCCAGACCUGAUGAACCUGGACAGGAGCACCCUGCUCCACGACUCCUUGGGGUACGUCUGGGCUUGCAUGGGAGGCAUGUCGCUAGCCUUGGGCCUGAUCAUCUUCCGAGCUCUGGACUUCCCAGGCAAGCUGGUGACGGCAGCCUUCCUCUUUGGGGGGGUGGGAAGCCUCCUGUGCUCCCCGAUGAUGUUCCUCCUCCAAGACCCAGUCAUGCCUGUGGAUCCCCUCACCUGGACUUCUUUGGUGGUUAUCUGCGUCCUCGCCUUGGUGUCUUUCUUGUGCUCCAGCUAUGCUGUGACGAAAGCGCACCCGGCCCUGGUGUGCGCUGUGCUGCACUCGGAAGUGGUGGUGACCCUCGCUGUCCAGUACUGCGUGUUGCGUGAAGCGGUGACGCCCUUUGCUGUCAUAGGGGCAGGGGUCAUUCUAGGGAGCAUUGCUAUCAUCACAGCCCAGAAGAUCAGCAGCGAUGCUCCUGAGGAUGGUGAAGGGGUGAUGUGA
Eublepharis macularius is the source of this 1038-nucleotide messenger RNA. It is a transcript of the gene SLC35G6, whose product is annotated as solute carrier family 35 member G6. NCBI's taxonomy places the organism in Eukaryota, Metazoa, Chordata, Lepidosauria, Squamata, Eublepharidae. Gene Ontology annotation, cellular component: membrane. The transcript has a single exon. The record is from RefSeq and is a predicted model, not a curated record. Bases 1 to 1038 code for a protein of 345 amino acids.